This is a messenger RNA of Drosophila grimshawi, 1043 nucleotides long. RefSeq names its product endocuticle structural glycoprotein SgAbd-2 (gene Cpr49Ah). NCBI's taxonomy places the organism in Eukaryota, Metazoa, Arthropoda, Insecta, Diptera, Drosophilidae. The transcript is spliced from 2 exons. The record is from RefSeq and is a predicted model, not a curated record. Gene Ontology annotation, molecular function: structural constituent of chitin-based larval cuticle. Bases 163 to 741 code for a protein of 192 amino acids. Gene Ontology annotation, cellular component: chitin-based extracellular matrix.
CCGCAGCACAGUUCGAGCCGUUGCAGCUUUCACUUGCCAACAAAAAACGGACGACGAAACAAACGCGCAACUGCAACUGCAACAAGUGUAAAUACCACAAGUUUUAACAGUUACAACCAUACUCCUUGCAAGUGAAUCUGCAAUCAAUUGACGCGUAACAAAAUGAAACUGUUUAUACUUAUUUCACUGAUUGCGGUUUCGUGCCACGCCCAACAUCAUAAUCAGCAUCAGCACCACUCACAUCCAAAUGUGAAUAACAUACCUCGCGAUGAGAAAGCUCUUCAUCGGCAUGAGGAUCUACGCGAGACGAGCACCUGGAUACCGAUACUGAAGUACAACAAGGAGCAGAGCGAGGAUGGCAGCUACAAAACCGAAUACGAGACCGGCAAUCACAUUGUGCACGAGGAGACCGGUUUCCUUAAGGAUUUCGAUACAAAUCCCAAUGGGGUGUUGGUGCAGCAUGGCCAGUACUCGUACCAAUCGCCAGAGGGCACCGUGGUUAACGUGCAGUACACUGCCGAUGAGAAUGGUUUUCGUGCCACUGGGGAUCACAUUCCCACACCACCAACCAUACCCGAGGAAAUACAAAAGGGACUCGAUCAGAUCUAUGCUGGCAUCAAGCUGCAACAGGAGCGCCUAGAGCAGCGGGCCAAGAGCGAUCCCACAUUUGCCAAGAAGCUGGAAGAGCGGCGCAUUGCCAAUCAGAAUGGCCAAUACAUUGGUUUGCUGGAGAAUCAAUAAGAGAGUCAGCUCAAACGUAGCCUCUAAGCCAGUUGAAACUGCUGCAUUUUUGAUAUUUUUCUAAAUUAUUAACUACUUGUUCCCCGUUUAUAAUCAUAACCAACAGAAAGACUGUGAUUUCUGCAAAAAAAAUAUCUAUCUCCCAAAUAUUAAUGAAGAAUACUUAAAAAAAACAAUUGAAGAUACACAGUAAACGUAUUUAUGUUAACGAUCGCAAUCGUGAAAGUUUUGUUGAGCAUAAUAAUAAAAAGAAAUAAUCAUAAUAAAAGCGGAAAAACAAUAUUUCCAUCAUGCCAAUCACA